AUGGGUUUCUCUACACUAGCCCUGCUGGCUUGUCUGACAGCUGCUGAAGCGGUAGCAGUACCAAAAGGCAACCUACCGACGAUAUUUGGGUCAAAUAAUACUAUCACUCUCAAAUGCACCACUUCGACUCCGGACGUAGUAGUCCUUGACUAUGGGGCUAAUGUCGAGGGCCGUCCCACUUUCGAAGUCCUUUCAGCUACUGGCGACACGUCGGGUCUGGAUAUCACGUAUAGCGAGACUAAAUCGGUACUGGACAGUUUCUACACGAGCGAUGGCCCCCUCGCUUUGGCUGCAGCUAUGGACAACUACAGAGUCAAUCAAUAUAAUGUCACUGGGCCCAUGCUACAUACCAAUCGACUUCUUCAGGGAGGCUUCAGAUACCAGAAACUCAACCUCUCGACAACAGGCGAACUGGUACUGAGGAACGUCGGUGUGAAGCCCACAAUCCCGACCACAUCCCUUGAUCAACUGCCGGGAUAUUUCGAGACCUCGGACGAGCACCUCAAUCAAAUUUGGAAGGUCGGAGCGCGAACUGUUCAACUAAACGACAUCCCCGCAAACUCCAUUCCUGCGUUCUGGCAGGUUUCCUCCGAGGGUGCUUUGGUUGAGAGCCAAGCCCCUCAAGUGCUGUCAGGCAGCGUCGCUGCUAUGUUGAUGAGUUAUCAACUUGCAUUCGAAGUUAAGCCCCUUUUCAAAGGACUAGGAUUCUCUGUGCUUGCUGAUACUCUCAACUCUGGAAUCUACAUCUUUUGCAAUAUAGCAAAUAAAUCGAUCUCGGCACACCUCGGUUCCACCGAGGAUUCUCCUCCACUUGCAUUCGCAACGUUGCCGGCAAAUAUAACUCUCGGUUCCUGGUACAAAGUCGAGGCCACUGUGGAUGUUACCAACAUCGCCGUAUCUUUCAACAAGUUUCCAGUUCUUCAAUUUUCGCAAACCUCUGCCUUCGUCGGAUCCUUCGGGUUAGGCGCGUCAUUCGGCCACUCUGCCAUUUUCCGAAACUUGUCUGCUACGACCCCGACAGGUCAGAUAAUCUAUUCAGCGUCUUUGACGGAUGAGACUUUCUUACCAGACUUCCUGAUGGGGACAAAUCCCCAGGAUACGACGGUGGACGGCUCGAAGCGUGAUCGCAUUGCGUAUGCAGGCGAUCUGGAUAUUGCCCUGGUAUCCUCGCUGUCGAGUACCUAUGGCAUCAGCUACAUUAAAGGCACGCUCGAUCUUAUCGGAUCCUACCAAUUGACCCCAGGAUUCUUUGCACCCACGGCAAAGAUCCAACAAGAACCGCUUUCCACUCCUAUUGAUGCCAACAUUACUGGGUUGAUUGGCUACUCUUUUAACCUCCUCACCGCAGCUGCAAAUUUCUACAUGCGCACUGGCGAUGUUAGUAUACCAAAAGAGUGGGCACCAAGAGCUGUGCGCAUGCUGGACUGGGCACACUCUCAAGUUCUGCUUGAAACGGGGUUAUUGAACAUCACCAACCCUAUCUUUGGCGGCGACUGGAAUUAUUACGAUCCGACACAAGCAGGUGUUGUCACCAAAUUCAAUAUGGUCUAUGCAUACGCACUCCAGGAAUGCACUCGGCUUCUUGCGGACGGCGGCGUCGACAUCGCGCCAUACGUUUCUCGUCUUAAUGCGCUGCGAACCGCGAUCGACCAGAACCUUUGGUCGAAUCAACUCAACGCAUACUACCUUUCACAGUCAAUCGAGAAUGGCUUCGGACAGGACUCGAAUGCUCUGGCCAUUCUCGCUGGUGUGACCAAAUUCAACCACACUUCAUCCCGCGUUCUGAGUACCCUAAAGCAGCUUUCCACACCAAAAGGUCCUCUUGCUUUCUCAAACGAAACGAUCGGAGCUGGGUUCGCGAAGUUCAUCAGUCCCUAUGCAAGCGCCUAUCACCUUCGUGCCGCACUUGAGGUCAACGACGGCGAGACGGCCAUGGAUCUGUUGAAAAGCCUAUGGUGGCCAAUGGCCGACCCUAAGGGAGCUAAUUAUACUGGAUGCUUCUGGGAGACCUUGGACGCAACCGGUGCGCCUGCGCUUGGGCGGAUCACUAGCCUCUGCCACGGUUGGGCUGCAGGUCCCACAGGGGAGCUCAGCGAUCAUGUCUUGGGAGUGAAGCCCGUAGCUCCAGGGUACACUGAAUGGCGAGUCGCUCCAGUGACGCUUGACCUGAAGUGGGCUAGCGGCAGGGUUCCCGUGCCAGGAGGUGAGAUCUUCGUCGCUUGGAAUGCUACAAGAUGCGUCAUAACCAGGCUAGAAGUGACGAGCCCCAACUCCACCACCGGCACGGUCGUUCUACCUUCAUCACAGCAAGAUGGAUAUAAUGGAGGUACUUUCAAGGUGAACGGCGAGGUCGUGGCCGGGAAUGGGACCUUCCGAAUUACAGGGGGGAAGUCUUUCGUCCUUACGUACAAUGCCUGA
Didymosphaeria variabile is the source of this 2418-nucleotide messenger RNA. RefSeq lists its product as uncharacterized. The record is from RefSeq and is a predicted model, not a curated record. The transcript has 2 exons. The coding region runs from base 1 to 2418 and encodes 805 amino acids. Lineage: Eukaryota; Fungi; Ascomycota; Dothideomycetes; Pleosporales; Didymosphaeriaceae. Gene Ontology annotation, biological process: carbohydrate metabolic process.